GCGGGACAGCGCCAGCAACUGGAGCAAUGUCGUCAGCAAUCCAGAGCGUGACUGCUGCAGCUACUGUAAGAGUUCCGCCCCAUCGCAGCAGCGCUAUGCGCGGCGGCUUGCAGCCGCCGUGGGCCGCAGCGGUCCAAGGCGCGCGGCGGGUCACUGCCGGCUUCGAGCUGACUUGCCAACGCGCCGCCAACGCGCGAAACGCUCGCGUGGCCAAGGUGGCGGCGAGGGCGCUGCAGCCGGAGCAGCAGCCGGGAGGCCGUGCCGCCGAGGGCGCGGCUGCAGCCGCCGGCAGCCAGCAACCUGACCAGCAGGCAGUGCGGCGGGUCACUGUCGCCAACAGCACAGACCUGGCGGCGCGGGGCUCGCCGGGCUCACAGGCCGGAGGCGAGCCCACGGGCGGGGCCCGCACCCAGGGAAAGGAGCAGGCCGACACGGAGGUGACCGAGCACGAGCACGAGCACGGGCACGGUGCUCAGGACGACCGCACGUCGCUGAAAGGGCAUGUCGCAGCCGCCGCGUUGGGAGCUGCGGCCGGCACCGCGGCGGCGGCCGCCGCCGUGUCGCCGGCGACGCCGGCAGCGGCGGCACCCGUCGGUGGCGUUACGGGCCGUGCCAUUAUGGCGGCAGGAGCACUGGGCGGGGCUGUGGUGGGAGACCUGCUGCUGGGCGGCGCGAAGGCGGAGGACGUGGAGACGGACAAAGACGUGGAGCGGGAGAUGGAGGCCGCUGCCGACAAGGUGGUGUACAGGCUGCGCGAGGCCAGGGCCAGCGGCACACUGCGCUCCAGGCGGAAGCAUGACGCCGGCAGUGAGGCAGCGGGUGCCAGUGGCGGCGGCGACAGCGGCAGCAGCGGCGCCAGCUCGGGCGACGGCCACGGCCACGGCGCGGAGACGGGGCAGCGCGACGUGUAGCGGGUGCAAGAAAGCGGUGCUGGGGGUGUGACACAGAUGAGCAUUGGCGCUCGAGUUGCUGCAUGCUGAGGACGUUGGCUGUCGUGGGCUGCGACGCUACAUAUUGCUUUGCUGGGGUUGGCUGGAGGUAUCUUAUGUGUCGGA
Messenger RNA from Chlamydomonas reinhardtii, 1055 nucleotides. RefSeq lists its product as uncharacterized. The coding region runs from base 96 to 911 and encodes 271 amino acids. The transcript is spliced from 4 exons. Lineage: Eukaryota; Viridiplantae; Chlorophyta; Chlorophyceae; Chlamydomonadales; Chlamydomonadaceae. The record is from RefSeq and is a predicted model, not a curated record.